Fundulus heteroclitus (mummichog) is the source of this 2165-nucleotide messenger RNA. It is a transcript of the gene fut7, whose product is annotated as fucosyltransferase 7. Gene Ontology annotation, molecular function: alpha-(1->3)-fucosyltransferase activity. Gene Ontology annotation, cellular component: membrane. The transcript is spliced from 2 exons. The record is from RefSeq and is a predicted model, not a curated record. The coding region runs from base 77 to 1111 and encodes 344 amino acids. NCBI's taxonomy places the organism in Eukaryota, Metazoa, Chordata, Actinopteri, Cyprinodontiformes, Fundulidae.
GCAGACGGCAAGGCACCUGGUGUGCCCUCUCCGCAAGUAACCUGUGAGCUUUGGACCUGGAUCCCACCCAGCAGCCAUGAUAGCUCAUGGAUCCAGACUGCUGUGCUUCUUCCUCGUCCUCAUCCUCCUUUGCUGCCUCUCACUGCCGGUUUAUCACCUUUUGGGAAUCCAGAAGCAGUACCCUACACCCAGUCCUCAGCGGAAUCUCAGCAUCUUGCUUUGGCACUGGCCUUUCGGACGGUCCUACAGUCUCACCGGGGACAAAUGCCUUGAGAUGAGUGGCAUUGGCCACUGUUUCCUCACUGAUGACAGAUCCGCCUACCCCACCGUGGAUGUGGUUGUGUUCCACCACAAGGAGCUGAGCAAUGGCGCAUCGGCUCUGCCCCUGGACCUCCGUCGUCCAGCAGCCCAACACUGGGUGUGGCUGUCUCUGGAGCCUCCAGUUAACAACGCAAACAUCAAGCAGCUCGGUGGUGUCUUUAACUGGACAAUGAGCUACAGGAGUGAUGCAGAUAUACCUAUUCCUUAUGGAAAAACCCUUCCAGAAGAUGGAAUACAUGGCUUUCAAAGAACUUCAAACCAUUCCUGCUUUGCCAGCUGGGUGGUGAGCAGAUACAAGCCCAACCAGACUCGUGCUUAUGUUUACCAGAGUCUGAAAAAGUACAUCCCCAUCGAGCUGUAUGGAGGGUGGAACAAGAAGCGUCUCCCAGAUGAUAGACUGCUGCCCACCAUCUCAAAAUGCCUAUUUUAUCUGUCCUUUGAAAACUCUGAGUCAAAGGACUACAUCAGUGAGAAGCUGUGGAGGAAUGCUUUCCAAGCAGGCGCUAUUCCAGUUGUUCUUGGCCCCAGUAGGGCCACCUAUGAGGCUGUGGCUCCGCCUCACUCCUUCAUCCAUGUGGCUGAUUUUACAAGUGUAGCAGAACUAGCUGCCUACCUGAAAUAUGUGGCUGCAGACAAGCAAGCCUAUGAGGGUUACUUCAAGUGGCACCAAACUCACAGGAUCAAAACCUAUACUGACUGGAGAGAAAGGCUCUGUCAGAUCUGCCUAAAAUACCCCCGUUUACCCAGCCUGAAGGUUUACCAGGACCUGGAGGGCUGGGUUAACAGCUAACACCCCCAUUCCUCUUGCUGCCUCCAGGCAACAGUGCAAACAUUGUGCAAGGUUUCACACUGUCUUUGGUCAGCCAUGCAGGCCUGGUAAACAGGAAAGGAGUCAUAACAGAUCUCUGUGGUUGACUGGCUUAGAUGUAUCAGAAGGCUGGAGAGAGAAGAGACACAUCUUCUAUCGACAGUGACACGUUUGCUAUAACCGAAUCAGUCGAGCAGAAAAUUCAUUGAAAUCUCUUUGCCAAUUAUUGGAGCCAGACCUCAGGGUGAUGUGGAACGGGAGAGGUUUGGAAAAUUUCUAAAUAAUUUUUUUAUUUUUUUUAUUUUAUGCUGUUUCCACGUUUAUGAUAUUAGAAAAGAGACAAAAAAAAGUCUACUGUCAAAAAUGAUCCACCAUAUUACUGUCGAUGUUGCUCUGGGAUGGGUUAUGUCAGCAACUUACGGUCCGGUUCUUCUUAUUAAAGCUUCUUUUUGAAUUUAGAUUAUUUAUUAGCAUCAUUUUAUAGCAAGCUUAUAACAAGCUUUGGAAAGGAAAACUGAUGCAAUUGAAAAGCAGCAACAUGCAGUACAAGAUUUACAUUAAAUCAGCGAUCCAGCUAUUUUUUUCUCUGCUCACAUAUUACUCUGCUGAAUGAACUUUAAGCUCAGUGUGACAGAAUCCUUCUCGCAGCUCAUCAAGUAUGCUUUAAAAAUAAAACAGCUAAUUUAAUAGCCGGUAUUUUGACUUUUCCGGAGCAUGCUGAUUGUCAAGUAGAAUGAGUGCAAAACCAGAACUUCAUAUGAACAGAAUCAAGUACUUUUUCACACACUUGUUUCCCCUCCUCAUUUAGGUCAAAAUCUCUGCAGUGAAUGAGAAAUUAAACUUAGAAUAAAAGCUUGAAUCUACCCCACCUCAACCAUUUCUGUAAAAAGAUAAGUAACUGACCAUUAAGUCCCUAAGCUGCUUGAGCUCCAACAACAGGAUCAUUUCUCCCCCUUUACAUCUGCGGAUGCUUUCUGAACUGUUGGCCGGCUGAUAACAUCAAGAACAAUGGCCUCUGGAGAGUGUUCACGGAAAU